Molecule: messenger RNA, 1179 nt
Organism: Clonostachys rhizophaga
Lineage: Eukaryota; Fungi; Ascomycota; Sordariomycetes; Hypocreales; Bionectriaceae
Source: the annotation of a GenBank genome assembly
AUGAGCAUCGGAUCCUCCGGUAAUGUUGAUCCUGUGCGGGCCGCAGAGACCCGAGCGCCGCAAAUCCUCAUCGUCAGUACUGUUAUCAGCGUCAUCGCCUUUGUCUUUGUCUGCCUCCGGUCCUACACCCGCUUCUUUAUCGUGGGGUCAUAUGGUCCUCAAGAUGCGUUAAUGGUGACAUCCGUGCUCACCUCCCUCCUUGGCGGAACUGUAACCUUAUAUUUGCAAGCGCCUCUAGGUCUUGGCAAACACUACGAUACGAUCGAAGGGCCGGAUCUCGUCAAGUUCAUGAGGUUGUCCUUCGUCCAGACGAUUGUGCCUCUCAUUGGUGGCAUCGCCUUCCUCAAAAUCUCCAUUGCCCUCGAACUAAGAAAACUACGGAGCAACGCCUGGGCCUGGUAUGAGUACCUACUUUGGGCUAUGAUGGCGUUUGUGACGCUGUACUCGAUUGAGGCUUGGUUGACCAUCUUUCUGUUCUGCAAGCCCCUGCCGAGAUACUGGGACACCAGUGUCCAAGGCACAUGUUACUCCUUGAGCUUAUUCGCCAAGUUUGGGUUGGCCAACACAGCAUUCAACAUUUUUACCGAUGUCGCCUUUGCAACUUUACCAGUACCAAUCAUCUGGACCCUGAAAAUGCCACUAAAGACUCGUUUGUACCUCAUCGGGGUUCUCAGUCUCGGCUAUGUCGCUGUUGUGAUAGGCAUCCUCAAGGCCGUUGCGCAGAUCAACUUCGUGUCCAACAAAGAUUCUACCUUUACCUAUGAGAUUCAAUUUUGGGGCUUACUCCAACUCAACCUCGGUAUCAUUGCUGCGUGCGCCCCAGCGCUUAAGCCCCUGCUUCGAAAUAUACUCAACCUGAAGAGCCUGACCCCCGGAUAUGGCUAUACCAAUUCGGCUAGCCGCCGCUUAAGAAGCGGAAAAAGAACAGGUCUAUCCAACAAGGCGAAUGGAUACAUUCGACAAACCAGCAACACCGGAGGCCCCGAAGCGUUCGAACUGAAAUCAGUCAAUGACAACCAGACUUUUUACAUUGCCACUGCCGAGGGGAGAAACGACUCAGACUCAUCGGGGCCAGGAGGAACUGGCACGCGAAGGGAGAAUAGCUCCGAUAGCAUUGUGCAUCCAGAUGCCAACGGGAAGAACAUAGUUCGGACAACCGAGGUGUCCGUCACAUAUUAG